Octopus sinensis (East Asian common octopus) is the source of this 3651-nucleotide messenger RNA. Its product is annotated as Bardet-Biedl syndrome 5 protein homolog. Gene Ontology annotation, molecular function: phosphatidylinositol-3-phosphate binding. Gene Ontology annotation, biological process: cilium assembly; intracellular transport. The transcript is spliced from 12 exons. The record is from RefSeq and is a predicted model, not a curated record. Gene Ontology annotation, cellular component: ciliary basal body; BBSome. The coding region runs from base 211 to 1230 and encodes 339 amino acids. NCBI's taxonomy places the organism in Eukaryota, Metazoa, Mollusca, Cephalopoda, Octopoda, Octopodidae.
GAAGACGCUUUCGUCCUUUUAUAUAUUCAGGAUUACAUUAUCCAAAAUGGGUCCUCCCUAUUACUAGUAUACUAAGGUGUGAUUUUAAGUGCAGAGAUUAAAUCGCUUUGGUUAUACAGGAACUAUGUACCCAUGGGGACUACUGCUCACCUCACACCGUUGCUAUAACAACGCUUACACGCAUAAAAGAAAAGAAAAGGAAAGAAGGGAAUGGCGACAUCGUUAGUUUGGCAACACAGACAAACCAGAUUUGAUUUACCAUCGCGGGACUUACAAACAAUAAAUGGAGAGAAUAUUCUGGACGUUAUAAAACUUGUUGAGGAUGUUAAAGCUGCAAAUGGGCAAACGGGUUACUUUAUAGUAACAAACCUGAGGGUAAUAUGGCAUUCUCAACAAACACCAUCUAAGAAUAUCUCCAUUGGUUUCCAGUGUUUCAUGAAAAUAGAAACAUCGACAAAACGUUCAAUACAUUAUGCAACCUCAGAAUCCUUGAUAAUUUAUGCUAAUGACAAAAACCGCUUUCAGUUUAUCUUCACAACCAAUCAGACCCAGUUUCCUCGAAUGGUGUCUUCCCUGAAUGCUGUGUACAAGGCCUUCACAUCAUCUUCCUUAUGCCGAGAGCUCAAAUUGAGGACUAAUUUAAUGCGGAAUUAUGAAUUGAUGCUUCUCCCAAAAGAAGAGAUUUGUGAUAAAAUAAAUGGGGUCUGGAAUUUAAGUUGUGAUCAGGGUAACCUGGGUCUCUUGUAUAUUACAAACAUCCGGGCUGUGUGGAAUGCAGAGACCAACAAGAAUUUCAAUAUUAGUAUUCCCUAUUUGGACAUGGAGUUUGUGAAAAUCCAGCAAUCAAAGUAUGGUCUAGCAUUGAGUAUUGCAGUAUCUGAACUGAGUGGUGGAUACCUGCUAGGCUUUAGAGUGGACCCUCAGGAAAAAUUGAAACAAGUUGCUAAAGUGUUAGAUAGUCUUUUCCAAGCCUCAAAAAUUAAGCCAGAUUUUGGUGUUCACUGCAAAAUUAAUUCAAAGGUUUCUAAAACAGAACUAAAAGAUGAAAUACUUGAAAUUAUUGAAUACUAUCAGAAAGAGGAGCCUCUGGAUGCCUUUGCUGCUUAUCUUUCUGACGGAACCAAGAUGCAAGGUCGUGAGCUGGAAUUUUGUGAUCAUCUUGGAUUGGCUAUGGAGAAACUACCAUCUGGUCUCACUCUACAAGACUUAUGGAAUGUUCCAUCUUGUUGAGUGUCGAGGAAACACAUAAACGUCUUCCAAAUGACAACAAGAAUAAUUGUUAUUGAUGUAGGCAUAAGGUCUGAAACUUUAAGGGGAGAGAAAUACCUGAUUUAUAUUGACCCCCCCCCCCCCGUACUUGAUUGGUACUUUAUUCCAUGUCUACAGAAGGAUGAAAGGUACAGUUGAUCUCAAUUGAAUUUGAACUCAGAAUGUAAAAUAUCAUAGCAAAUACUUGCCAAUCUGCUACUCUAGAAUAAUUAUUUUUAACACAAACAUAGGUUUCAAAUGAAAGGAGGUGGGGAUUAGAUGAAGAAAACCAACCCAAGUAUUUGACUGACACUUUAUUUCAUUGGUCCCAGAGGAAAAAAAAAUACAGUUAACCUCUGUAAGGUUUGAACUUAGAAUGUAAAAAACCAUGUCCAAAUAAAGCAAGAUUUUUUUGUUUGAAACACAUUCAGCUUUUGUAAAAACAUACUAGAAAGCAGCACCCUUCACUCCACCCUCACCUGAUUGACAAGAAUUAGGGCUGACCAAAGAGAAAAAGCUCUGCCCUCUUAUCCUUUAGCUACAUCUACCAUCUGUCCUUAAGCCUUUAACUUAUCAGCUUAAUAUCUGAUAUGGUCCCUAUUUGGGGCCAUCGAUAUCAAACUGAUUUUUAGAAUGAGGCAAAGAGUUAGGGGCUUGCUCCGCCUUUGCCAUGGGUUGGCCUGGUAUAGCAGUGCUUCCAGGAUUCAGCCCAUCUCCCACCUGGGAGAUAAAAAUAAACUAUGUUCAUUGCAUAACUUCCUCCCCCAUAGACAGGCAGAAGACUAGCUACUCAAAGAAUAUAGUAGGUCUGUCUUACAAUAAACUCAGGUAACACCUGGAUCCAUCCUGUAUGUAUAAUAAUGAUUUCUUUCAUUGGUACAAGGCCACAAAUACAUUUGGGAGGAGUAUUGUCCAUUCCAUCAACUUUUUCAAUAAUGAAAUUAUCCAGAAUAAAAAUGUCUAUACCGUGUGUGUGUGUGUGUGUUUGUUUGGUGUAUGUGUUUGUGUGUGUUCUGUGUUUGUGUGUGUGUAUGUGUGUGCACGUGUUAUUGUUGCUGUUGUUGUUGAGUGUUGUGUGUAUAGGGCCUUUUAUAUGGUCAGUCUACCUUCUAGGAAUAUCAGCGAAAUAUGUCUCAAAUACACCCAACCUUCUCAAAAGAGGAAUCUCAUAUUGAACAAUACAGUCCAACAUAAAAUAUUUGGAAGACUAAGAGAUGCUCAUAGCUGAAGGCCAAGCCUUUAAUCCUAGAUUUGCUCAUUUAGAUUCAACAUCAACCACAAUAACAGUAACGAUGAUGAUAACAAUAGUGAUGGUGAUGACAAUGAUGAUGAUGACGACCUAGUCCAUAUAAGAGAAUUGGUGAAAGACUUAGAAACAGUGUAAACUUGGUGAAAACCAAAAUUUUAGUAUGUAGAAAAACAAACAGGUUUCUGCUGCCACCAGAGAAUGUGAGCUAGCAGAGCCUUAUAGUUAAAAAGUUUGCUUCAUAAGUUACAUGCUUCCAGGUUUAUUUCCCACAGUACGCGUUUCCCUUGGGUAUGCAUCUUCUGUCGUAAGCUUAGGUUGUCCUAAUCUUUAUUAAGUGAAAUAAGGAAGAUGGUAAGCAUGUGUGAACUGGGUGGAUGGACUGUGGCUGACCUUGGAUGACACACAUAAUGCAUUGUCAAUUUUGAUAUAAUAACAUGGUUCAUUGAGGCUUUUAGCAAUGCCCACUCUGUUGACAGCAUUCAGGCCAAGUACUUGAGAUGAGGUUAACUUCCAUGCACCAUUCUCCAGAAUUAUUGGUUAUGGUGGUGGGAAGAGAGGAAUAAAUCACAGCUUAUGCGUUAUCUUCAAGCUGAAGACCUGGUCUCAAUGCAUGUAGCAGACUGGAUUCUGCUAAAGAUUCCCCAAAAGCUGUCUGGUGAUGUUAAAGCCAUAUGAUUAAGUUUGAUGAUAAAUUGUCUCUGUAAGAUUUAGCUGCUCCUUGUACUCUGAGGAAGAUCAGCAUUUCCAUUAGUACCUCUGCAUGGUUGUUCAAACUGCUAAAAAUAGCAGCCAAAUCCCCCUCAUACCACACUUUACUAUUGUAAAAAUGGAAGGAUGUGUUGGAAAAUGUAGUCAUGGAAAUAAGAUGGUAUAGUCAUGGCUGGUAUAGAAAAUAAAAUUUACAUUUCUCUGUGGUCUGUGAAAUAUGUAUCAAUCCCCUGUAAUGUAUACUAUAUUCUAUAAACCUGUGGUAUUGUGCAUUUUAACUUUAAAAAUCAAUAUUUAACAUUUUAUACACAUUUUGCUUCCAUAGACCAUUGCUUCCUUGAACUCCAGAUUUUUUUGUUCCCCUUUAACCAAAGUUAACCCCUUUGAAAAUAUUGUGUGUGUGUGUGUGUGGUGUGUGUGUGUAUGUGUGUGUUCGUGCACACAUA